Messenger RNA from Cyphomyrmex costatus, 1923 nucleotides. RefSeq names its product Vesicular glutamate transporter (gene VGlut). Gene Ontology annotation, biological process: regulation of synapse structure or activity; neurotransmitter loading into synaptic vesicle; synaptic transmission, glutamatergic. The record is from RefSeq and is a predicted model, not a curated record. Lineage: Eukaryota; Metazoa; Arthropoda; Insecta; Hymenoptera; Formicidae. The transcript is spliced from 8 exons. Gene Ontology annotation, molecular function: neurotransmitter transmembrane transporter activity; L-glutamate transmembrane transporter activity. Bases 1 to 1923 code for a protein of 640 amino acids. Gene Ontology annotation, cellular component: excitatory synapse; synaptic vesicle membrane.
AUGUCCGGAUUUGCAGCGGCGGGUCUCGUAGCUUUCGACUCCCUCAAGACGAAAGCAUCAUUGAAAUUAUCCGAAUUCAGAAGAACUACCGGCGGUUACGAGGAGUUUGAAACUACACGUGAGGGUAGUAAAGAUAACAAGGGAUUCGAGGAUGAAAGAGGAUACAGCGCGCAGCCUUCGUUCGAGUCGCUUCCAGAGCCAGAGAGACCACCGUUGCGUCAUAUCGAUACUUAUUGCAUGCCAGAAUGUCCGUGUCUUUCAAAGAGGUAUACCAUCGCAACGCUAGCUUGUGUAGGAUUUAUUAUUUCGUUUGGCAUGAGAUGUAACAUGGGUAUGGCCAAGCUUGUCAUGAAAAAUACUACGGAAGGCGAAAACCACACUAUCAGGUUCAAUUGGACGAUCGGCAUGGAAAGCGCCCUUGAUUCAUCAUUUUUCUGGGGUUACCUAGUAACGCAAGUGCCCGGUGGUUUUCUCGCAUCGUUAUAUCCUGCUAACAAAAUAUUUGGUGCAGCCAUCGCGAUGUCUUCUUUUUUGAAUUUGUUGGUACCCGGCGCACUGAACGUAGACCCUGUCGUUGACAUGGGAGUACAAGUAUUGAAAGGACUGGUCGAGGGUGUCACGUAUCCAGCGUGUCAUGGUAUUUGGAAAUACUGGGCACCACCACUAGAAAGAUCGCGUUUGGCCACAUUAGCGUUUUGUGGAUCGUAUGCUGCAAUGGUGAUAGGUAUGCCGCUUUCUGGAUACUUGAGUUUCUGGUUUGGCUGGACAGCGUCCUUUUAUUUCUACGGCAUGUGCGGGUUGAUUUGGUAUGGCUUCUGGUUGUGGUUGGCUUUUGAAAAGCCGUCGAAACAUCCCUGUAUCUCAGCUCGUGAAUUACGUUACAUCGAGGAUUCGCUCGGACAAGGACAAGCGCAAGCACCUGUACCCACGCUGGCGACGACUCCCUGGCGCAAGUUUCUUACAUCAAUGCCGGUAUAUGCCAUCAUUGUCGCUAAUUUUUGCAGAUCCUGGAACUUUUAUCUGCUGGUACUCUUCCAACCACGCUUUAUGCACGAAUCUUUUGGCAUGCCUCUUGUCGAGACCGGAGUCAUUGGAUCGCUUCCACACUUAAUGAUGACGAUGAUUGUACCUUGCGGUGGUUUGCUGGCGGAUUAUCUCCGUAAACGUGGCAUCAUGACAACGACGAAUGUCAGGAAGGUUUUCAACUGUUGCGGUUUCGGUAUGGAAGCACUCUUCUUCCUAGUGGUGGCUCAUGCAACGACAUCUAAAAAUGGAACUAUGGCUACGGUCGCUCUUGCGAUCGGGGUCGCGUGCAGCGGUUUUGCCAUAUCUGGCUUUAAUGUUAAUCAUCUCGACAUCGCGCCAAGAUACGCCAGUAUCUUAAUGGGCAUGUCCAACGGGAUUGGCACCAUCGCUGGUCUGUUAGUUCCUUUCUUCGUGGAUAAUAUCACGGAGAAGAAGGAUCUACACAGCUGGCGAAACGUUUUUAUCAUAGCUGCAUGUGUUCAUAUUUUUGGAGUGACGUUCUAUGCUAUUUUCUGCUCCGGCGAGUUGCAACCCUGGGCUGAUCCCACUUUAGAAGAGCAAAAAAGGUGGAAUCCUAUGGACGAAUUGGGCCAGACGAAACCACCCGUUCCACCUCCACCGAAAACUAUGCAAUCCGAAUUUAUAAAGCAACCGUCCCGAGACGGAAGCGUCACUGAUGAUUGGAACUACAAGCAGUCAUCGGUUGAAAAUCAUCUGCAGUAUGCACAACAGGAUAGUAAUGCUUCCGUGAAAAACUACGGCUCGACAGAAAGCAACAGCAGUAAUCCAUUUCGCUCAACAAAUCCAUUUGCUAGCGAAGUUAACGCGUCUUUCGUGCAACCACCGGCAACGGACGACCACACAUACGACAUCGUGCACAAUGAACAGUGGAACUGA